AUGAAUAAGUGUACUGUUGGCCAGAGCAUGUUUUUAGGGUGGUUUGAGGCAAACAAAAAAUUCCCUGCCGCUAAUUUGUUGACCUACAUUGAAAUGCCUACAAAGUUUGUAUGGAAAAAAGAUAGUCGAGAGUGGCAUCCAAGGAAAAAGGGGUUUUCAAUUGGCCGCAUUUUUUAUGUACCUCCUGGUACUGGUGAGUUAUAUUAUAUGAGAUGCCUACUUAAUAUAGUUUGUGGACCCAAAUGUUUUCAAGACCUUCGUACAUUCAAUGGAGUUGAGUAUGAAACAUUCAGAGAUGCAUGUUAUGCAAGGGGAUUACUAGAUGAUGAUAAAGAAUACAUUGAUGCAUUUGAGGAGGCAAGUCAUUGGUCUUCUGCUCAAUCAAUGAGAAAACUGUUUGUCACAUUAUUGACAACCAAUUCAAUGAAUAGGCCAGAAGUAGUGUGGGGUCUGGUAUGGCAACAUCUUGCUGAAGACGCAAACAUCAGCCAACGAAGAUUACUUCAAAAUAAUGAACUUAUCUUAAAUGAUGAUGAUAAGAAAAAUUUUGCGUUGAUUGAGAUUGAGCGAUUAUUACAAGUUCUAAAUAGGUCUUUGAAAGAAUUCCCACCAAUGCCUCUACCGAAUUUUGACUCAUCAAUCAACUCUGGAAAUAGACUGUUGUACGAGGAGUUGGAUUAUGAUCGCCACGCUUUAGCUGAAGAGAGUGUCCUUUUGGCAAGCAAACUUACUAACGAACAAAGGGUGGUUUAUGAUUCAGUUAUUGAAGAUGCUAUGACAAACAAGGGUGGUAUGUUUUUUGUAUAUGGGUAUGGUAGGACUGGGAAGACAUUUGUAUGGAAAGCUCUAUCUGCAACAUUGCGGUCGAAAGGUGAAAUCGCUUUGAAUGUUGCUUCUAGCGGUAUAGCUUCAUUAUUGUUGCCUGGCGGCAGGACUGCACACUCAAGGUUUGCAAUACCAAUUUCCAUAACAGAAGACUCAACAUGUAACAUAAGGCCUGGCACUGAUUUGGCAGAAGACUCAACAUGUAACAUAAGGCCUGGCACUGAUUUGGCAGAGUUGAUCAUUAGAGCUAGAUUAAUAAUUUGGGAUGAGGCACCGAUGAUGCACAAAUAUUGCUUUGAAGCGUUGGAUAGAACAAUGAGAGACUUAUUAAGGUUUGUUAAUCCAAGAAGUGCAUAUCAAACAUUUGGUGGUAAGACUGUUGUUUUAGGGGGAGAUUUUAGACAAAUAUUGCCCGUUGUUCCUAAAGGUACAAGACAAGACAUUGUGGCAUUGCCCGUUGUUCCUAAAGGUACAAGACAAGACAUUGUGGCGGCAACCAUUAAUUCUUCUUAUUUGUGGGACAAUUGCAAGGUUUUGAAGUUGACUAAGAACCUUCGUUUGAACACUAUUGGUGAUGCUGCUGAAUUUGAAAAACUUGACGUUUUUGCAAAAUGGAUUGCAUCAAUUGGAGAUGGUACAAUUGGCGAACAAGAAGAUGGUUUUCCUGAGAUUGAUAUCCCCUCGAACAUGUUAUUGUCCUCUAAGAAUGAUCCCAUUGCCACAAUUGUUCAAAGCACAUUUCCAAUGUUUUCAAAUGAAAUUGUUGAUCAUACUUUUUUUAGAAAGUCGUGCAAUUCUAGCACCAACCCUAGAUGUGAAUUCCUUAAUGGUAUAAGAGCUUCUGGCAUACCAAACCACUCAUUGACAUUGAAGGUGGGAUCUCCUAUUAUGUUACUAAGAAACAUAGAUCACUCUCUAGGACUAUGUAAUGGCACUAGGUUGAUAGUCACUCAGCUUUCAGAACAUGUAAUAGAAGCAAAGAUUUCCACCGGUGAUCACUCAGGUACUAGAGUAUUGGUUCCUCGAAUGACAAUGACUCCAUCAGAUCCCAAGUUGCCAUUCAAGUUUAAGAGAAGACAAUUUCCAGUGAUGCUGUCAUAUGCAAUGACGAUAAAUAAAAGCCAAGGACAAACCUUAUCACAUGUUGGACUCCUACUAAAAAAACCAGUGUUUGUACAUGGACAGUUAUAUGUUGCUGCAUCUAGAGUUAGUAAUCCUAAUGGUCUCAAAUUUCUGAUUUGUGAUGAGUUAGGUAGUACUACUAAGUCGACCACUAAUGUAGUUUACAAAGAGGUAUUUAAUAAUUUGUAAAUGAAAUCUUUUUACUCCUUUA
This is a messenger RNA of Ipomoea triloba (trilobed morning glory), 2158 nucleotides long. RefSeq names its product ATP-dependent DNA helicase PIF1-like. The record is from RefSeq and is a predicted model, not a curated record. Gene Ontology annotation, biological process: telomere maintenance; DNA repair. The transcript has 3 exons. Lineage: Eukaryota; Viridiplantae; Streptophyta; Magnoliopsida; Solanales; Convolvulaceae. Gene Ontology annotation, molecular function: DNA helicase activity. The coding region runs from base 1 to 2136 and encodes 711 amino acids.